UAGUCGUUAAAAACGAACCUGAAGAAGUAGUUGACCAUUCCAAAGGUGAUUGGAUGAAUUAUAAUAAACCAAGACCAACCUCUGCUGACAAAGAAAUGCCUUCAACCUCUGGAAUAACAUUAAAACCAAAAAUUAAAGAACAACGGGAUGAUAACAACUACUCAAUUGAUUAUGAUAAAUUUGGGGUGAAAAAAGAGUCAAAAACGUCGACAGAUGAGGAAGACAAUUUUGAUGGAGUCGAACUGAAAUUUGAAGACAAAGAAGAAAUGUUAUUUGACAAAGGAUACAUCCUAACUUUGCCACAAAGAUAUUUAAACAUACCUGCCCAAUAUUUUGGACCUAAAAUCAACCAUAGUGAUGAAGAAAGUGACAAUUCUGAUCAUGAAGAUGAAAGUGAAGAUUUGUUGUGUAAUAUUAAGGAAGAAGGAAGGGACAGUGACUUUUCUGGAGAAGAUGGUAAGGAUUCCUCACACAAUGAAGACAUAGAAGAAAAAUAUGAGGAUGAAACCAUGUUUGAGGCUGAAUAUCAUGAUGAAUCACUGACCAACAGUGAAAUACUGACGGAAAUAGUCCUCCCAAAAGCAGAAAAAGAAAUUGAAAUAAAUCCAGAAUCCAGAAAUGACCGGGAAAAAUUUUUAAAACCAAGAGUUAACAGAGAAAAGUUUUUUAAAUGUGGCAUUUGUCCCAAGUCAUUUCAAACAAGGGGAGGUUUAUUUAAUCAUAAAAAAAUGUUUCAUAAAAAAGACAAUCAGGAGCAAUUUAAAUGUGGGGAAUGUGAUUAUAAAACUUUAAGUGAAGGUAAUUUUACUAGACAUUUAAAAAUUCACGAUAAAAAAGAGAUUUUACAAUGCAAUUUAUGCGAAUUUAAAACUUCUGAAUUAAUUAAUUUAAAUGGGCACAUUUUAAAUAGGCAUAAAUCAGAAACUAAAAUUAAAGUAACAAGUAAAAUGCAUCAGUGUCCUAAUUGUUCAUAUUCGACUGCCAAGAAAUCACAUUAUGAUGACCAUACAAAAAUAUGUCAAGAAUUGAAGAAUGUCAAGUGGUAUGAAUGUCACGUUUGCAACUAUAGAACUAUUCAAAAAAGUUGUUUAAUCAGACAUAUAAAAACGCAUAAUAAAGUUAAAGAAUUGACAUGUUUGUUUUGUCAAUAUCAAUGUGAUAAAAAAUCUAGCUUGGACAACCAUAUCUUACUUCAUCAUUUACAUCUGUUAAACGAAUCCAAUCAAAAUGUAAUCACUGCCAAAGUCCAUCCUUGCGUUCAUUGUAAUUUUAAAACUACAAUAAAAAGUCAUUUAAUACGCCAUUUAAAGAAUAAUCAUUUAUAUUAA
Brassicogethes aeneus is the source of this 1328-nucleotide messenger RNA. The record is from the annotation of a GenBank genome assembly. NCBI's taxonomy places the organism in Eukaryota, Metazoa, Arthropoda, Insecta, Coleoptera, Nitidulidae.